AUGUUCGUUUUUGGAGCUUACUGGUUCGACUGUGGUGAAAGAGCGGUCUUACCUGCAAAUAGCAGGGGCGCACUGCGCCCACAGUGCACCAGGCUGCGUUUCUGGCGUGGUCGAUACUGGCACCGCGGUGCUGUGUCCGCGUUGAGGCGCGUGCGGCCGCUCAGCGCUUCGACACCGUCGCCGCGGGUGCUCGACGGAUCGCAGUCGUUGGCGGAUACCCCCGACAACGUUCAGCAGUUGUUGCAGCACAUGAGUCAGGAGCUCGACAGCGUUGUUCAGAGUAUGGUGCAUCUCGAGGAGUACGCACUCGAGCAGGUCGAGAAGUUGAAAGGCGCCAUGGAAGCGGACCUACGAAAGCUAGCACUUUACGAGGAGGAGCAGGCCUUUGCACAGAAACUAACUGAGCAGCUCCAGAAAAAGGAAGGUGCUGUUUUUGAGGCGAUGCGUCAUUUUCUCUUCCAUGUCGUGGGCCUGCAGGAGCAGACGGUAGCGAUUACCAAUGAGCUGCAGGUGCUGCACGAAUUCGUGAGCGAGAAUCAUGAACGAGUCGAGCUCGUUCUCGAGUCUCUGCGGGAAAGGGGCCUAUUUGGAUCGCGCCAGGACGUUUUCGAGGGCGAGGUCAAGAAGAAACUCGACCGAUUCGACCCAGAAAUAUGA
Molecule: messenger RNA, 657 nt
Organism: Cyanidioschyzon merolae strain 10D
Lineage: Eukaryota; Rhodophyta; Bangiophyceae; Cyanidiales; Cyanidiaceae
Exons: 1
Coding region: 1-657 (218 amino acids)
Source: RefSeq, a predicted model, not a curated record